UUCGAGCCCGACCCCCCUAACGUCUACGUUGUGAGACGUUCAAGAUCAUCCUCCCAUUGUAGCUGGCUCCGCCAGCAUUCUAGGCUUAUACCGACCUGUGGGCCUACUCUCUCAAACGAACGCCGCAAGGUUCGUUUGGGCGGCAGUCAGUGCUCCGCAGCUACAGCCUCUUGCCUCUGCAGCCGACAGUUGAUAUCGCGACGAGCCCUCCCCUCCCCCUCCCCCGUAGCACCGUCCGCUCGCCUCCCGGGUUCCUGGUACGGAGAUGAUCAACCUCGACGUUCCUACCAACUAUACAUUUUCGCCAUCUGAGGGCACCCCCCAUUUGACAAUCAAUCAUGAUGUUGCUGCAGAUCUCGAUUCCACCAAUGCUUUUGAAGGCCCGGAGAAACUCCUCGAGGUCUGGUUUGCUCCCAGCCCCAAGGCUCUGCCGCCCGGCGUCAAGCAAGACGGCCUGAAGUCCGUCUGCAGUGACGCUUGGGUGGGUAUGCUCGACAUGGUCAAUUGCAAGAUUCUCUCCGUUCUCGAAUCGGAGGACGUGGAUGCCUAUCUGCUCUCGGAGUCCAGCAUGUUUGUCUUCCCACACAAGCUGAUCCUCAAGACUUGCGGAACUACUACUCUCCUCCUCGGUCUCCACCGACUUCUCCGAAUCGCCGCCGAGCAUGCCGGGUUCCCUUUCCACAACGCCAAGUCUCUGGGUGAUGUUCGUGCUGCCGCUUCGCCGUAUCGGGUGUUCUAUUCGCGCAAGAACUUCCUCUUCCCCCACAAGCAGCAUGGGCCUCAUCGCAGCUGGAAGCAGGAAGUUAAGUAUCUCGACGACAUGUUCGAGGGAGGAAGCGCCUACAUGGUCGGCAAGAUGAACGGCGAUCACUGGUAUCUUUACAUCACCUCGCCGGCGAGAACCUUGACGCCCCCUCUCACGCCCAAUACCGAGAAGACGUCGGCGCGCUUCCCUAGCGUGUCCAAAAUCCCCACCGGGUUGGCUCCCGCCUACCACGACGGAUUCGGAGUGAACGACGAAACCUUGGAGAUUUUGAUGACGGACCUGGACCCCGAGAAUGCGAAGCAGUUCUACCUAGAGCAUGCGAGUGCGGUCGCGAGCACUAGGUUCUCUGAGCAAGCUCGGGCGGCGCGACAGGCCGUUGCGGAGAGUUUUGGCGACUUGUCCUCUAGUACUGGCACGAUCAAGACUAUGAGCACGGCUGAAAGCGCCUCGGACGAUACUUUCGACGUGUUUAGCAACGGGAGCGAUUCCGACCUCCACGACAACCACACGCCACCGUCUGAACAGGCGGAUAUGGAAUACCUCACCACCGAGGGCCACGCUCUCGGAACGGUUGUCUCGGAAGAAUGCGGCCUCUCCGAUGUAUACCCCGCUUCCGAAUACCCUGACGCCCGUAUCGACGCGUACCUCUUCACGCCGUGCGGCUUUUCCGCGAAUGGAAUUAUCCCGGCCACGCAGGCACCAGGGAGCGACGAAGGCGCUAAGCCCGCCCAUUACUUCACCGUCCACGUCACGCCGGAACCAGUUUGUUCCUUCGCUUCAUUCGAGACCAACGUUCCCGGUGGCCAGAACGGGCGUGAGACUUCGGAAAUCAUCGAGCACGUAGUCCAAAUCUUCAAGCCCGGCCGAUUCAGCGUUACCCUCUUCGAGACCAAGACGGCGCUCCCCCACAGCGAUUACGGGGUCUCCGACAGGGUCGGUCGUGUUAAACGGACGGAUAUCCCCGGGUAUCGGCGUGUCGAUCGUAUACUGCACGACUUUGACGACUACGAACUAGUGUUUCGGUUCUACGAGCGGGAGGACUGGGCUGGCGGGAGCAGUCCCCGCGUCGGAGAGGAGAUGUGAGUUCUCGCUGGAGUUCUCUAGGCGGAGUCCACUCUUUGUCGGUCAAUUUCGUCAUCGUCGAAUAUGCGUAUUCCUCUAUUAAGGAUCUGUUCAUGAGGAAAGCUGGAGGGGUACAGACUCAAAACGGAGACUGGUCCUUGUUAUUCCGUUCGAUCUACAGUCACAAUUUGUUUAUUAAGCAGGCUGCUACGCCGUAAUCUACGCUCGUUCUCACCCAGUAGCCGAGGCUCCAGAAGCCAACCUGAUCAUGCACAACGCAACUCUAAGGCGACUUGACGAAAAUACACGUCUAGCCCACUUCACGCCUAUUCGCUGUAUGGGUCCAGGUGAGUUGUAUCAUGACUGUAGGAAUAGACACUCCCGAUAAGAGUCGUCAACAACAUAGAAUGCCGAAAGUGGUUGCGUGAGAAUCGAUAGUUUUAAAGCGUAUCCUCGUUUCCAUGUACC
This is a messenger RNA of Durotheca rogersii, 2296 nucleotides long. RefSeq names its product S-adenosylmethionine decarboxylase. Gene Ontology annotation, cellular component: cytosol. The record is from RefSeq and is a predicted model, not a curated record. Gene Ontology annotation, biological process: spermidine biosynthetic process; spermine biosynthetic process. NCBI's taxonomy places the organism in Eukaryota, Fungi, Ascomycota, Sordariomycetes, Xylariales, Xylariaceae. The coding region runs from base 266 to 1849 and encodes 527 amino acids. The transcript is spliced from 2 exons. Gene Ontology annotation, molecular function: adenosylmethionine decarboxylase activity.